GCACUUGCAGCCAAUGGCUGUCCUCCUGUCAGAACACAAUAGCUCAGUGAUGAGCAGGGGCGGACUGACCAUUUGGAAACUUGGGCCCGGGAUCAGUAGGGGGCCCCAUGAGAUGCCCCUGGUACCUUUUUCAUAGGCUUUUUUGAGUUUGGGCAAGGACACAGGGGCCCCAUAUGAUCCCCUAUUGCCCAGGGGCCCCAUGAGUUGUCAGUUUGCCCCUGGUGAUGAGAUUGUUGUACCAACAUCGGCUUUUUUGAGGUUGGGCAAGGACACAGGGGCCCCAU
This is a messenger RNA of Staurois parvus, 284 nucleotides long. The record is from the annotation of a GenBank genome assembly. Lineage: Eukaryota; Metazoa; Chordata; Amphibia; Anura; Ranidae.